AUGACCCCGCCCCCGUCUCCGCCCAUGGCACCGCCUCCGGCCACUCCUCCUCCCCCCGCCACCCCCCCUCCGGCCGCUCCCACGCCGGCCCCCAGCACCGCCCCGACGCUCCCGCCCGUGGCGACACCGUCCGCGUCCCCGAAGAGCCCCAAGACCCCGAGCCCCGCCGCCGCGACGUCCCCGUCGCCCGCGCUCUCGCCCGCGGGCACGACGCCGAACGAAGACUCGGGUGCAGGCGCGCGCGCAGCCGGCUUCGCCACGCUCGUGGCAUUGGCGGGCGCGGGCCUCGCCGUCCUGCUUUGA
Setaria italica (foxtail millet) is the source of this 303-nucleotide messenger RNA. Its product is annotated as vegetative cell wall protein gp1-like. Bases 1 to 303 code for a protein of 100 amino acids. The record is from RefSeq and is a predicted model, not a curated record. Lineage: Eukaryota; Viridiplantae; Streptophyta; Magnoliopsida; Poales; Poaceae. The transcript has a single exon.